CCAAGAAAAAGAAAAUAAGAAACGCCCUUCUCCCUUCCGUCCUUCCUUCCUUCCUUUCUACACUGGCUCUCCGUUUAAAGCAUAAAGUAAAGCAUUUGAAAAACCCAAAUUUGAAGGAAGGAAGAAACCUUUUCUCCUUUCUGUUCAUUCAUGUCAUCGCCCUGUCCCACCUCCAACUAACAACCAUCCAUCGUAAAACCAACACCCUCCCCCUCCCCCUCCCCCUCCCCCUCCCCGAGUCCGAUAUUGUUAUUGUUACUACUUACAACUUCUCCUUGUUAUAAUAUAAAUAAAUUAGUGUUAUUAUUGUUUCCGCGUCGUGGCCUCCCCUCCUCUCCCUGGAAAAAAUUAGAGAGAAAGAGAAGAGUGCGACGGAGCAACACAUAAGAACACACACCAUCAGCAGUAGAAGAAGAGUAAGAGGAGAAGGGGUAUCACCAGUUUCAAAAUUAACAAGAGCUUUAGAUCCGUAUAAUAACUGUAUUCCACAGACAGACAGUUGACCAAAGCGAAGAGCUAUGGGCAGGGGGGACAAUAAGGAGACAGCAGGCAUACCCGACAGCGAUUCUGUUAAAAUGACGCGGAGGAGCGGCACCGGAGGUUUCCUAUCCCGUCUUUGGAAGGCUGUCUUUAGACCGCAUGGCGACGACUUCGAGAAGAGACUGCAACACAUUUCUAAGGAAGAGGCUGCUGUUUUGGCUAGAAUCAAUCGGAGGUCCCGUACUCGGAGGAAGAUCAUUCGCCAUCUUAUUGUUUUCUCUGUCCUUUUUGAGGUCAUCGCAGUCGGCUAUGCUAUUAUGACUACAAGAUCAAUGGAUUUGAAUUGGAAAAUGAGAGCUUUUCGAGUCUUACCAAUGUUUCUUCUGCCUGCUUUAUCAUCCCUUGCUUAUUCUGCCUUUGUAAGCUUCACCAGGAUGUUUGAUCGCAGAGAUCAAAACACUCUGGAGAGGCUUCGGGCUGAAAGGCAAGCAAAAAUCGAUGAACUUAAAGAGAAGACAAAUUACUAUACGACACAGCAGCUAAUUCAGAGAUAUGAUCCUGACCCAGCAGCUAAGGCAGCUGCUGCAACUGUCCUUGCAUCUAAGCUGGGUGCGGAUUCUGGCAUGAAGGUUUAUCUGGGAGAUGAAUCUAAGCCUACUACUCCUACAGGGAAGAGUAAUGACAUUGAGCCUGUACAAGGUAGUGGACUCAGAAAUAGAAAGCAAGUGCACACAAGGUCCAGUAGUGCAGGGAGCACGCUGGUGCAGCAUUCUGGUGAAGAAAUGCCACUUUCUGUGCAAAGUGAAGGUCCUCUGACAUCUGAGCAUAGUCAGCUUGUUGUUGAGCAUGGCAAUCUGCAGGGAUGUACUGCAUAUGAUGGGGGAUGGGUUGCUCGAAUUGCAGCAUUGCUUGUGGGUGAGGAUCCAACACAAUCAUAUGCACUGAUAUGUGGCAACUGCCAUAUGCACAAUGGGCUUGCUAGGAAGGAGGAUUUUCCAUACAUUACAUAUUACUGCCCACAUUGUCGUGCCCUGAACCAGCCAAAACAACUAGAAGAGCGUGUUUCUGGCUCUAGUUCCCCCGGAUUGAGCACUUUGAGGAAAGGGACGGGGGGGAGCGCUGAACCCAUCAGCAAUGCUGGUGAUUCUCCGAGUGAUGAUAGUAUACUUGCAAGUAACGGCCGUGAUGGAGCUGGUUCUGAGAUGGUGGAAGUAACAGAGACGAUAGCAUCACGGGCGGUUACUAGUUAAAGACCGGAGCUAUGUAAUUAGUGGCGAGGUUGUCAUGUUCAGCCUAAAAUCUGACCCUAAGGGUUUGGGACUUGCUGGUUUGUAUUGGAUUUUUGGUCGUGCCUGCCAUGUAACAAGCAGCAGCACCUUGCAUGAUACUUCUGAGUGAGUACUUUUCGUGGCCAAUGAUAUAUGAACAGAUCAAAUUGUCUUA
Populus nigra (black poplar) is the source of this 1923-nucleotide messenger RNA. RefSeq lists its product as uncharacterized. The record is from RefSeq and is a predicted model, not a curated record. Gene Ontology annotation, cellular component: endoplasmic reticulum tubular network. Gene Ontology annotation, biological process: endoplasmic reticulum tubular network organization. NCBI's taxonomy places the organism in Eukaryota, Viridiplantae, Streptophyta, Magnoliopsida, Malpighiales, Salicaceae. The transcript has 6 exons. Bases 519 to 1730 code for a protein of 403 amino acids.